AUGCUGUGCCCCACCCUAACACCCCCUGAAAAUGGUGAGGUGUUCGGCUCCAAUUUUUACGAAGACCAGGCGACAUUUCAGUGCUACAUAGGCUACAACGUGGCUGGCACUAAUCCGAUUACCUGUCAGGCUGAUGGGACUUGGGAUGCAGCUUUUCCAACAUGUGAAGUUGUACAGUGCCCCACCCUGACAGCCCCUACAAACGGUGGCGUGACCGGUCAAGACAGCUAUACUGACAUUGCAAUCUUCACCUGCAACUCUGGAUACAACCUGGUUGGCAGUUUUACCGCUAGAUGCCAGGCGGAUGGGAACUGGGAUCAAGUAUUCCCAACAUGUGCAGGUGUUCCGUGCGACCCGCUGACAUCCCCUACAAACGGUUGGGUGAGCGAAACCAACAGCAACAAUUACCCGAACGUGGCUACCUAUUAUUGUAACACAGGCUACAAUGUGGCUGGCACCAAUCCAAUUAACUGUCAGACGGAUGGGACUUGGGAUGCAGCUUUCCCGACGUGUGCAGCUGUACAGUGCCCCGCCCUGACAGCCCCUACAAACGGUGCCGUGUCCGGUACAAACGACUACAAUGUCAUUGCAAUCUUCACGUGCGACCCUGGCUACAACCUGGUCGGCAAUUCGGCCGUUAGAUGCCUGGAGACCGGGAAUUGGGAUGCAGCAUUCCCAACGUGUUCAGCUGGACUGUGUCCCACUCUACCAAACCCUACAAACGGUGCCGUGAGCGGUUCCAACUCCCUCGGAGACGUGGCCACCUUCACGUGCAACACAGGAUACAACCUAGUCGGCGGUUCUACACGGACAUGUCAGACGGACCUGACUUGGAGUGGAAGCUCACCAACAUGUACAGCUGUACAGUGUCCCGUACUGUCGGCCCCAGCAAACGGCGGCGUGAGCGGCGGGAACUCCUACGGAAACGUGGCCACCUUCACGUGUGACUCAGGGUACAGCCUGUCUGGCUCAGCGACACGUACCUGUCAGGCGGACACCACUUGGAGUACAGCCUCACCAACAUGUGAAGCUGGACUGUGUCCCACUCUACCAAACCCUACAAACGGUGUCGUGAGCGGUACCAACUCCCUCGGAGACGUGGCCACCUUCACGUGUAACUCAGGAUACAACCUAGUCGGCGGUUCUACACGGACAUGUCAGACGGACCUGACUUGGAGUGGAAGCUCACCAACAUGUAAUGCUGUACAAUGUCCUGCACUGACGGCCCCAACAAACGGCGGCGUGAGCGGCGGGAACUCCUACGGAGACGUGGCCACCUUCACGUGUGACUCAGGUUACAGCUUGUCUGGCUCAGCGACACUUACCUGUCAGGCGGACACUACUUGGAGCGCAGCUUCUCCAACAUGUGCAGCUGGACUGUGUCCCGUUCUGACACCCCCUACAAACGGUGCCGUGAGCGGUUCCAACUCCCUCGGAGACGUGGCCACCUUCACGUGUAACUCAGGAUACAACCUAGUCGGCGGUUCUACACGGACAUGUCAGACGGACCUGACUUGGAGUGGAAGCUCACCAACAUGUACAGCUGUACAGUGUCCUGCACUCACCGCCCCAACAAACGGCGGCGUGAGCGGCGGGAACUCCUACGGAAGCAUGGCCACCUUCACGUGUGACGCUGGUUACAGCCUGUCUGGCUCAGCGACACUUACCUGUCAGGCGGACACCACUUGGAGCGCAGCUUCUCCAACAUGUACAAUUGGACAGUGCCCCGCUGCAACAGCCCCUACAAACGGUGCCGUGACUGGAUCCAACUCUUUCGGCGACACCAUCACCUUCACGUGUGAUCCAGGAUACAACAUGGCGGGCCCGUCUACACUUACCUGCCAGUCGAACCUGGCUUGGGAUGGAAGCCCACCAACGUGCUCAGCUGGACAGUGUCCCGCUCCAACACCCCCUACAAACGGUGGUGUGACCGGAACCUACUCUCUUGGGGACACGGUCACAUUCACGUGUAACACAGGAUACAACAUGGCGGGCUCUUCUACACUUACCUGUCAGACCGACCUGACUUGGGGAGGAAGCCCUCCAACCUGCACAGCUGUACAGUGCCCUGCACUGACGGCCCCAACAAACGGCGGCGUGAGCGGCGGGAACUCCUUUGGAAAUGUGGCCACCUUCACGUGUGACUCAGGUUACAACCUGGCUGGCUCAGCGACACUUACCUGUCAGGCGGACGCCACUUGGAGCACAGCCUCACCAACGUGUGCAAUUGGACAGUGCCCCGCUCCACCAGCACCUACCAACGGUGCUGUGACUGGAACUAACUCCUUCGGCGACACAAUCACCUUCACGUGUGACACAGGAUACAACAUGGCGGGCCCGUCUACACUUACCUGCCAGUCUAGCCUGACUUGGGAUGGAAGUCCUCCAACCUGCACAAGUACUAGAUUCGUGUUCUGGACAUGCUUUAUUCAUGAUUUUGUAAAGUGGUAGAUAGCUCUUUAGCUCUUCGGCCUGAAAGUACUUGCUUAUAAGCUAACGGCUCCUAGCGGCUUAUUUUGGAUCAGCAUGAGCCGAUUUUGCUAAAAGGUUUAGAGGAGACGACUGAAGAAUGUGUUAAAGGAUCUUUAUUAUUUGGGUGGGUAUCCUAAAUAAUGGCGCACGUGUUAAGAUGACGCACAUGAUAGGAAGGCGAAGGAGUGAUAUCGUGGAACUCUAGUUUAUGACUUAGCAAGGCCAUCGCAUCGUAACCUUGGAUGAAUCCAUACAAUCGUAGGAGACCAACUGGUAUGACAGCUGUAGAUUA
This is a messenger RNA of Branchiostoma floridae (Florida lancelet), 2764 nucleotides long. RefSeq names its product CUB and sushi domain-containing protein 3-like. Lineage: Eukaryota; Metazoa; Chordata; Leptocardii; Amphioxiformes; Branchiostomatidae. Bases 1 to 2451 code for a protein of 816 amino acids. The transcript has 15 exons. The record is from RefSeq and is a predicted model, not a curated record.